CAAUGGCCGGGGAAUUCCCCUCCUCCUCCUCCUCCUCCUCCGUACACGGAGGCCACGCUUCUCCCACAUUCUUGCUCCGCCUUGUCCUCGAUAUCGUCUCCGCUGGAACUGCUCACGCCAAUGCCGUCUUUAAAAAGGAUUGCACGAAUCUGGUAGGGAUGAUAGCUGUCAUCACGCAUUUGCUCGAGGAAACCAAAGGUUUUCUGUCUUCUGAUCACGAUCAUCCCUCCUCUUCUGUUUCAUGGUUGGUUGAUCUGGAGGAGGCUCUCCAGUCUGCUCAACGUCUCUUGUCCGUCGCCUCCGCCCACCAUUCCGAUAAUUACUCGGACGAAGCUGCCAAAAGAAUUGCAUCUCAAUUUCAAUGUGUUACAUGCAAGCUGGAGACAGCUUUAGGGAAAAUCCCAUAUGAUCAGUUUCAUAUCUCGGAGGAUGUUCAAGAACAGGUAGCAUUGGUAAGAGGUCAAUUGAGACGAGCUGCAGAAAGAUAUACGUCUUUGAAUUUGCCAAAUUUUUCUGAUGUCGAGUCCCGGUUACUGGAAAAAGAAUGUGCUGCUACCAUCCAUGAAACUUCUGCAAAGGUGGAUGGCAUUUCAGAGAACUGUGGUACUCUGCAACAUGCUGCGGAUAAGGUGACUAAGAUAUUGGAAAGAAUGACGAGAUCUUCAAGCAAUUCGACCUCUUCAACGUCUUCUGAUGUCUGCCUAUCAAAUGAACUCGAUUCCAAGAGGCAAGAGAAUGUGGUUUCCAAGGGUUUCGAAGAAACCAAGAAGCCUGAUGCACUAGUAAUUCCUGAUGAUUUUAUAUGCCCUAUAUCACUGGAACUAAUGAGGGAUCCGGUGGUCGUUGCUACAGGGCAGACAUAUGAGAGAUCAUACAUACAGAGAUGGAUAGAUUGUGGCAAUGCAACAUGUCCAAUAACUCGGCUGAUGUUGGAAGAUACAACUCUAACCCCUAAUUAUGUUCUGAGAAGUUUGAUAAAUCAAUGGUGUGCUGAACAUAACAUUGAGCAGCCGAGUAGAAUAGUGAAUGGUAGGCUCAAAAAGAGUGAUGGAUCAUUCCAUGAUGUUAGCUGUGACAUGGAGGCCAUCAAGGCUCUGGUCUGUAAGCUUUCGAGCCCAAGCAUCGUAGAACGCAAGGCUGCAGUUGCUGAAAUCCGAUCACUAUCUAAAAGCAGCAUGGAUAAUAGGAUACUAAUUGCAGAUGCAGGAGCAAUACCUGUUCUGGUUAACCUUUUAAAAGCAGCUGAUGUUUCAUUACAAGAACACGCAGUAACUUCUAUUCUUAACCUUUCCAUAUUUGACAACAACAAGUCUCUGAUAAUGCUUGCCGGUGCCCUUCCUUCGAUCAUCCACGUCCUCGAAGCCGGAAGUGUCGAAGCAAGAGAGAACGCAGCAGCUACCCUUUUUAGUCUGUCACUUGUAGAUGAGAACAAGCUAAUCAUCGGUUCAUCGGGGGCGAUACAGGCUUUGGUAGAUUUGUUACAACAUGGGAGAACUAGAGGGAAGAAAGAUGCUGCAAUCGCUCUGUUCAGUCUAUGUCUUUAUCAGGUGAACAAAGGUAGGGCUGUCAAAGCUGGAAUCAUAGCAGUGCUGCUGGAGAUGUUGUCGGAUACAAGAAACGGCGUGGUUGAUGAAGCUCUAACAAUACUCUCGGUUCUUGCUAGCAACCACGAGGCUAAGUCAGCCAUGGUAAAGGCUAAGAUCAUACCAGUCUUGGUCGAUUUUCUAAGAACAGGCUCGCCCAAAACCAAAGAGAAUGCAGCUGCCACUUUACUUCCUCUGUGUAUGAAAGAUGCCAAGAAUCUGGCCUGUAUAAUUCGGCUCGGUGCUGAUAUACCAUUGACAGAGCUUACAAAGAGUGGCACCGAUAGGGCCAAGAGGAAGGCUACAUCAUUGUUGGAGUACAUUCGCAUAUGACAGCAGCUUUGACUGCUUUGUUGGUAUAU
Molecule: messenger RNA, 1945 nt
Organism: Hibiscus syriacus
Lineage: Eukaryota; Viridiplantae; Streptophyta; Magnoliopsida; Malvales; Malvaceae
Product: U-box domain-containing protein 11-like
Exons: 4
Coding region: 3-1916 (637 amino acids)
Biological process (GO): protein ubiquitination
Cellular component (GO): nucleus; cytoplasm
Molecular function (GO): ubiquitin-protein transferase activity; protein binding
Source: RefSeq, a predicted model, not a curated record